AUGGCGCGCUCCGAGUACUGGCCUCACUAUGGCCUGGAUAUGUACCGCAUCACGGCGCCGUUCGAGAGGGACUUCGAUAUGAUGCGCUCAACGCAGUGGAUGCAGCGCAACUGGUUCCACAGCAUCUCGUCCUCGCUGGCAUACGUCGCCUCCAUCUAUAUCGGACAAAAGCUGAUGGAGUCGCGCAAGCCGUUUUCUUUGGACACACUGUUGAUAGCAUGGAAUUUAGGCCUUGCACUAUUUUCACUGGUAGGUGUAUGUCGAAUGACGCCUGAACUGUUAUGGAGUGUCCGGGAAAACUCCUUUGAGUUCUCCAUAUGCACAGCGUCAUUUGCGCAGGGUGUCACCGGCUUUUGGACAGAAAUGUUCGCAAUGUCCAAGGUCGUGGAAUUCGGUGAUACAGCAUUUAUUGUGCUGCGCAAGCGCCCUCUUCUUUUUCUUCAUUGGUAUCAUCAUGUCACUGUCCUCAUUUAUACUUGGCAUGCUUACAAAGAUCAUACGGCUUCGGGACGGUGGUUUAUAUGGAUGAAUUAUACGGUGCAUGCAUUCAUGUAUACUUAUUAUGCCCUGCGCGCCAUGCGUAUACGUUUACCAAAGGUAGCAGCAAUGAUGGUUACAAUUCUUCAGAUCAUGCAGAUGGUCGGAGGAGUCUUUAUCGGACUGAACAUUUUACGGAUUAAACUUUCGGGACGCGAGUGUCAGCAGACAUGGAACAAUCUUUAUUUCUCAUUUGCCAUAUAUUUCUCCUACUUUCUUCUUUUCUGCAACUUCUUCUAUUGCACAUAUUUGAAAAAGUUGUAUUUCGUAUCUUUCUGUGCGCUUAUGAUGAUUCAUUAG
Molecule: messenger RNA, 837 nt
Organism: Gongylonema pulchrum
Lineage: Eukaryota; Metazoa; Nematoda; Chromadorea; Rhabditida; Gongylonematidae
Source: the annotation of a GenBank genome assembly